Equus quagga is the source of this 3467-nucleotide messenger RNA. It is a transcript of the gene RASGRP2, whose product is annotated as RAS guanyl releasing protein 2. Gene Ontology annotation, molecular function: guanyl-nucleotide exchange factor activity; calcium ion binding. The transcript has 16 exons. Gene Ontology annotation, cellular component: plasma membrane. The record is from RefSeq and is a predicted model, not a curated record. Gene Ontology annotation, biological process: positive regulation of GTPase activity; Ras protein signal transduction. NCBI's taxonomy places the organism in Eukaryota, Metazoa, Chordata, Mammalia, Perissodactyla, Equidae. Bases 1435 to 3261 code for a protein of 608 amino acids.
CGUCCGGGAUGAGGGUUGCCAGGGCACUGGGGCCGCAGGGCUGGCCCUGGACCGCAGGUGAAGGGAGGGCGGGGGAAUGGGCGUGUGUGCGCACCCACGGGGGUGUGUGCAUGUGUGGGAGAGGGUACAUGCGUGUAGGUGCACUGUCUUGCGUGUGUGCACGCGUGUGCGAUGUCAGCGCCACUGUGGCCGCGGAACUCCAGGCUGGCCUGGCUCCAGUGAGCAGCAGGUCCGGGAGCAGCGGGUUUGCAUUCUGGGGUAGAGAGCUGGGUAUGGUGCCCGAGGGUUCCUUCCUGCAGGUGUGCGCGGGGUGUGGGUACCAUUGUGUGUGUGAGACGGAGGAUGGGCGGCAAGUGCCUGAGGCCCCGGUGUGUGUGAGCUGGAGCGUCUUGCACCCCAAUGUGGGUCCCUGGCCUGGGGAUGGAAUGAGUGCCUGUCGCUGUAAGGAUGCGUUUGACCCCGCCAGUGACGAGUUGCUGCUGGGGUCAUACAGGCACUCUCCACCCCCCCACUGUGCUAGCGCCCCCUUCUGGGCACCCUACUCUUUGUGUGCCCAAGCGUGUCCAGCCUGUGUGUGGCUCACAGUUCGCCUGUGCAGUCUGGGGCCCUGGGUCAGGAGCUCGAGCUGGGGAGGAAGAUGGCCUGCGGAAGGGCUGAGCCCGGACUCCUGGGGCCUUCACGGAGGAGGUGGCUUAGGAGCGCGCGGUUCCCAGGCUCAGGCUUCCCGCUGAUGCCUCGGUGCCGCAGCGGGCUCCCCCCACCCCACCCCCCGCCCAGGAAUGUUCCUCUCCACUCCAGCCGGCCUUCCCAAGGGCAGGCCCCUGGGGGCCGCCACAGCUCCGCCUCCCCUCCCCGGGAGCCCCGGAGGGGGCGAUGCGGGCAGGACGCCUGGGUUCCUCCCCCCUCCCAUCCCAGGGAGAAAUUCCUCCGAGGUCCCCUCAGGCUCUGGGUUCCCAAAAAUAACCCUGCGGGGGAAGGGAGGCUGUGGAGGGAGGGAAGCGGGAGGGGCGCAGAGCCGAGCUGCGGGGUGCUGCAGGUGCCGCUGGGGAGAGGACGCGAGGAGAGAAGGGCCUACGGGGGCUGGGGCACCAACCAGCCCCCAGAGUCCUGGCUCGUCCUCAUCCCCGGGGAGUCCCUGGGCCCUCCCGCAACUCCGAGGGAGGGCCGGAAGCCUCUCGGCGGGUCCGUUUCCCAACUGGUGGGUUGCACCAUCCUGGGACGGACCGUUUAACCCCGGAGUGGCCGCAGCGACCGACUCCGGCCCUGCCCAGCAGGGGGCGUGCCCGCCCCGCCCCGGUCCUGCCCUCCGGGCCGCUCCCCCGGCCGGCGCCUCCGCAGACUCCCGCUCUGCCUCUCCCGGGACAGGGGUCGGCUCCGAGCCCCGUGGGAGGCUCCCGGAGCGCAGCUCGGCCCAGCCUACCCGCGCCGGCGGCCAUGGCGGGCACCCUAGACCUGGACAAGGGCUGCACGGUGGAGGAGCUGCUCCGCGGCUGCAUCGAAGCCUUCGAUGACUGCGGGAAGGUGCGGGAACCAGAGCUGGUGCGCAUGUUCCUCAUGAUGCAUUCCUGGUACAUCCCUUCCUCUCAGCUGGCAGCAAAACUGCUCCACAUCUACCAACAAUCCCGGAAGGACAACUCCAAUUCGCUGCAGGUGAAGACAUGCCACCUGGUCAGGUACUGGAUCUCAGCAUUCCCAGCGGAGUUUGACUUGAACCCGGAGCUCGCCAAGCAGAUCAAGGAGCUGAAGGCUCUGUUGGACCAAGAAGGGAACCGCCGGCACAGCAGCCUCAUCGACAUCGACAGCGUCCCCACCUACCAGUGGAAGCGGCAGGUGACCCAGCGGAACCCCAUGGGACAGAAGAAGCGCAAGAUGUCCCUGUUGUUUGACCACCUGGAGCCCAUGGAGCUGGCGGGGCAUCUUACUUUCUUGGAGUAUCGCUCCUUCUGCAAGAUUCUGUUCCAGGACUACCACAGUUUCGUGACUCACGGCUGCACGGUGGACAACCCCAUCCUGGAGCGAUUCAUCUCCCUCUUCAACAGUGUCUCGCAGUGGGUGCAGCUCAUGAUUCUCAGCAAGCCCACAGCCCCGCAGCGGGCCGCGGUCAUCACACACUUUGUCCACGUGGCAGAGAAGCUGCUGGAGCUGCAGAACUUCAACACGCUGAUGGCAGUGGUCGGGGGCCUGAGCCACAGCUCCAUCUCCCGCCUCAAGGAGACCCACAGCCACGUGAGCCCGGAGACCAUCAAGCUCUGGGAACGUCUGACAGAACUAGUGACGGCCACUGGAAAUUAUGGCAACUACCGGCGCCGGCUGGCAUCCUGUCGGGGCUUCUGUUUCCCCAUCCUGGGUGUGCACCUCAAGGACCUGGUGGCCCUGCAGCUGGCAUUGCCUGACUGGCUGGACCCUGCCCGGACCCGACUGAAUGGGGCCAAGAUGAAGCAACUCUUCAACAUCCUGGAGAAGCUGACUAUGGUGACCAGCGUCGAGCCCCCAGUGCAGGCCAACCCGGAUCUGCUGAGCUUGCUCACGGUGUCUCUGGAUCAGUAUCAGACGGAGGAUGAGCUCUACCAGCUGUCCCUGCAGCGGGAGCCGCGCUCCAAGUCGUCGCCAACUAGCCCCACGAGCUGCACCCCACCUCCCCGGCCCCCCGUGCUGGAGGAGUGGACCUCAGCUGCCAAACCCAAGCUGGAUCAGGCGCUUUUGGUGGAGCACAUUGAGAAGAUGGUGGAGUCCGUGUUCCGGAACUUUGACGUCGAUGGGGACGGCCACAUCUCACAGGAGGAGUUCCAGAUCAUCCGUGGGAACUUCCCUUACCUCAGCGCCUUUGGGGACCUCGACCAGAACCAGGACGGCUGUAUCAGUAGGGAGGAGAUGGUCUCCUACUUCAUGCGCUCCAGCUCCGUGCUGGGCGGCCGCAUGGGCUUCGUGCACAACUUCCACGAGAGCAGCUCCUUGCGCCCGGUCGCCUGCCGCCACUGCAAGACCCUGAUCCUGGGCAUCUACAAGCAGGGCCUCAAAUGCCGAGCCUGUGGUGUGAACUGCCACAAGCAGUGCAAGGAUCGCCUGUCAGUCGAGUGUCGGCGCCGGGCCCAGAGUGUGUGUCUGGAGGGGUCUGCACAUUCACCCUCACCCACACCCACCCACCACCGCGCUUUCAGCUUCUCCCUGCCGCGCCCAGGCAGGCGAGGCUCCCGGCCUCCAGAGAUCCGCGAGGAGGAGGUGCAGACGGUGGAGGAUGGCGUCUUUGACAUCCACUUGUAAUUGACCUGUGACUGGAUCAAACUCUCGUGCCUGCCUUGGAGAAAAGACUCGCGACCAGAGCAGGGAGCCUGGGGUGCUGGGGCAGGGGGCGGGUGUCAGGGUGGCAUGCGGCUGAGGGCAGGGCCAGGGCUGGUGUCCCUAAGGUUGUACAGACUCUUGUGAAUAUUUGUAUUUUCCAGAUGGAAUAAAAAGGCCCGUGUAAUUAA